This is a messenger RNA of Diabrotica virgifera virgifera (western corn rootworm), 730 nucleotides long. Its product is annotated as protein C19orf12 homolog. NCBI's taxonomy places the organism in Eukaryota, Metazoa, Arthropoda, Insecta, Coleoptera, Chrysomelidae. The record is from RefSeq and is a predicted model, not a curated record. The coding region runs from base 171 to 599 and encodes 142 amino acids. The transcript is spliced from 3 exons.
AACAGAGAGAAAGAAAGUAAAAAAGUAAAAAUAGAAUGUGUUGCCAAUGUCCGGAUAAUUAUCCGAUUUUCGGAUAAUUUCAUGGACCAUCGGAUAAUUUUCGGAUUGAACAAUUUUUUGGAUAAUUUCGGAUAAUUCAAGCCGAUUGCUGGAAGUCACAAUCUGUAAUCAUGGCAGGUAUUUUCAAUGAUAGAGAAAUUGUAGAAAUGUGUCAUGUUCUUGCUGAACAAGAACAGCUUAAAGUUACUGUACAGGAGUCAAUAAAAGCUGGAUUGCUAGCUGGUUUUGGAGCUCUAGCAGGUGCUUUAUUAGGAGGUCCAAUUGGAAUAGCAAUAGGUGGAACCCUAGGAUCUGCAACAGCAGCAGUUUGUGCUAAAAAUAAAUUUAGAUCAGUAGCAGAUAUUAUAAGAAACGACUUAUCUCCCAGACAACAGGCAAUACUCAUUUCAAACAUGUCUGCAGUUCUUUCCAGAAUCAAGCCUCAAGAUUGUGUUGCUUUACUAACUCUAGUCCUAUCCACUGGUUCUGUAAAAGAGUUGGUUAUUAAAGAAUUGGGAGUAUUUUUGUUGAAGGAGCUAAAUCUAAGUAUGGUUCAAUGAUGUUUGUUAUAUAUUUUGUAAAUUUGUAAAAUUGAGAUUAUUUAUUAUGUGGUGGACUGAGAAAACUGUAGAUAUUUUUAUAAAUAGCUCAAAUAUUUAAUUUUUGAAAUAAAUAUACAAUGAAACUUUUA